Molecule: messenger RNA, 3294 nt
Organism: Carassius auratus (goldfish)
Lineage: Eukaryota; Metazoa; Chordata; Actinopteri; Cypriniformes; Cyprinidae
Gene: gjd6
Product: gap junction protein delta 6
Exons: 1
Coding region: 551-1693 (380 amino acids)
Biological process (GO): cell-cell signaling
Cellular component (GO): connexin complex
Molecular function (GO): gap junction channel activity
Source: RefSeq, a predicted model, not a curated record
GUUGAUGAACAAAAAAUACUUUCUCUUUCUCAAAAAACAUCUUUAAGAAAUCCUACUUAAACAUUUAAAUGGUAGUGUUUAUGAGAAAUUGUAACUUAAUUCAAAAUCGAUCAUUAAGAAAACAACUAUUCAGCACGUCCCUUGAAUUCACAGACAAAAAUGUGCAUUUUUAAUUGAACCAUUCAGCAGACACUUUUACCCAAAGCGAUUUACACAUGAGGCACAACCAAUUUCUCACAAGUGCCAACAAUAUUAAUAGAACACAAUGCCAAGUUUAAAGUAUCAGAUAGAUAAGUAUACAAACUAGAUUAGCACAUGGACGUAUCCACUAUCUGUGGCGUAUUUUUAAAAGCGUGGAACCCAUCCUAUCAUGUACGGUGGCAAUCUGAAAAGAGUGCAAUCUGCCGACGCUAUCAAGAGCAGGACGAGUGCCGUCUCUCCAGCCGUUUCUAAAUGGACUCUAAAGACAAGCGACAGCACCAUGUGACCAAAGUGAAGUGGACAGCACAGUCCUUAUCUCUGAAGGAGAAAGGGAUGGCUGGGAGCAGUGAUGGCACCUUCGCUCUCUGGCCAGAGCUGUAACAUGAAAACGGCCGUCCUUUCUGGCAACAGGGCUAAAGUGGAUCUAUUUCAGGUGCUGUACUUCAGGAGGCCAGUGCGUAGAGACAUGACAGAAUGGACGCUGCUCAAGCGGCUGCUGGACGCUGUGCACCAGCACUCAACCAUGAUUGGACGCCUCUGGCUCACGGUCAUGGUGAUUUUCCGCCUGCUCAUCGUGGCCGUGGCCACUGAGGACGUCUACACGGACGAGCAGGAGAUGUUUGUAUGUAACACCCUUCAACCGGGAUGUCCCAACGUCUGCUACGAUGCCUUCGCCCCAAUCUCGCAGCCUCGGUUCUGGGUCUUCCAGAUCAUCACCGUGUCUACGCCUUCGCUUUGCUUCAUCAUCUACACCUGGCACAACUUGUCCAAGCAGUCGGAGGGCGAGCAGUCGAGGGAGGCAUAUGAUCGCAGUUGCGACUCGGACAGUUGCGACAUCAAGUCGCACAAACAUCUUGGACACAGUCUUGCUGACGUCCUCGAGGGCAUCGCCAACCAAAGCACCCCAGCGUUGCAGGAAACCAGGGUUCCUAUCAAAAGCUCCUUAGGUGUCCUUUCCAAGUACUACGUCUUCCACGUGUGCUUUCGUGCCGUUUUGGAAGUCGGUUUCGUAGUGGCUCAAUGGCUUCUCUUCGGUUUCCGCGUUCCCGCUCACUUUGUAUGCACGGCUACACCAUGCACGCAGAAGGUCGACUGCUACGUCUCACGUCCCACCGAGAAAACCAUCUUCCUGAUCUUCAUGUUUUGUGUAGGCAUCUUCUGCAUCUUCCUCAACUUCCUAGAGCUCAAUCAUCUGGGCUGGAAGAUGAUCAAGAAGUCGCUGCUCAUCAAGGACGGCUCCUGGAGGGGAUACGGCGCUAUAAAUCAAGACUCACAGUCGAUAGUCUCGCUAACCUUCAGAGACGUGACCAGCACUACUUCUCUACCUACCCUAGAUCUAGUCGUGGACCACCAACCUGACUGGAACUGUGCUGGGAACUGCUCAACGAAGAAAGACAAGGACACCUGCAAAGGAACACAAUCGCUCAAGGGUAAAUCGCAACCAAACAAAGGAAGAAAAUCGAAGCAAAGGAGCAGUGAGGUUUGGAUAUAAACUCAAUUAUGGACAAUUCAAAGAGUCUUAAAUUUGAUUUCAAUGCUAUUUUGUUAGUAGGUUUUUGAAGGCAGCUGCAACUCGUUUUUGUUUGGAUGAGCUUAAGAAAUAAAAUGUUAAAUCAGUCAUGACAUGGAAUCAACAUUUCCACGUUGUUUAUUUAUGCAAUAUACACUCUAAUAAAAUGCUAGGUUGUUUCAAACCAACUUUGGGUCAAAUAUGGACUAGCCCAACAGUUUUUUUACAUUCAAUUUUUAACCCAAAAUUUGGCUUAGUCCAUAUUUGACCCAAAGUUGGGUUGAAACAACCCAGCAUUUUUUUUUUUUUGAGUGUAACGUGUAUAAUAAUAUAUUCAUUUACAACAUCUAUAAACCACUUUGUGUACAAAUUGUGCCAGAGAGCAAAAAGAAAACAAUUCAAAGCAUUUCCUUUCUCUUAGUGAUGUACUGUAGUGAAGAACAUUCUAGUAGAAGUUUUGUAAGGUCACUAAAAUUGGUAUAGGGGUCAGUAAUAGUGUUUGGAAGUAAAGCGCCAUUCUACAUCUGAAGUCCAAGAUCCAGAUCAUUGGGGUGCCACAUUUGAAUGUUCAAAGGUUUCGGGUUUUAAAUGUUUUUGAUGAUUUGAUCAGAAAUACAGUCAAAACUACAUGUUUUUUACCCAAACAAUGGAAGUUGGAGUGUUGGGUAAAUGUUUCUAAACAAAUUAUUAUAAUAAUAGGGCUGGAUAAAAGUAUUUACUAAUACAAAAUCUAUAGCAAUUUUUUAAAUUCGAUUGAUCUUUUUACUCUGUGCCAAUGUUUCCUGCACUUAUUAACAGCAACUGCAAAAUGUACAGCAAAACAAGUUGAAUAGUUGAUAGUUUGAACUGCAUGGCUUGGACCUGAUGAUUAUUAAUAAAAUAAGUUGGAAGCUUACCUAUAUAACCUAUAUAAUCUGAAAGUGAAUUUCUUUCACCACUGACAUUUCCUUCAGAAAAUGCAAAAAUAUAGCACAUUUGGCAACUAAGCGUGGUGCUGUUAGGGGCAAAGGUUUUUUAGGCAUCAUUUGUAAAAACAGCUUUUUCUUUUUUUCCCUUUUUGCUCUCAGACUGCUUAAUUAGGCCAGAAAAAAUAAAAUAAUAAUACAACAAAAGAAGAUUUGAAAUGGUUGAUGGCAGUAUCUGUCCAAUACAGAAACAAAAACAGUCAUUCAAAGUUCAAUUUUCAUGCACACAAACAUACUGCUCAGAAUAACAAAAAUAAAGUUCAAGAUUACUGGAACGCAGUCUCUUUUGUUGGGAUAAACACAGUUCAAACAAAAUUGGUCCAGAUUUGAAAGAUGACGACAAGCACAGGACCAUUCGGCUAGAGAAUGUUUCAUUAACAUCUGCCAAUUAAAAAUGUCCUUCAGAGGAUGACAUCUGUCAAACAAACAACACAGGCAAGCAAAAAUGUAUUGUUACAUACAGUACGAAGUUGUGAAUCAUAUUAAUAUAUAUUUAUAUAUAUAUUUAUAUACUUUUUAGCAGUCCAUAAGAUAAGAAUGAAAAAAACGUGUAUUUCUCAGGCAUGGCAGAAAGAGAUACAGUAGAAAGUGCAAUGUCCUAAAAAAAAAAAAAAAAAA